Salmo salar (Atlantic salmon) is the source of this 2817-nucleotide messenger RNA. Its product is annotated as paired mesoderm homeobox protein 2A. NCBI's taxonomy places the organism in Eukaryota, Metazoa, Chordata, Actinopteri, Salmoniformes, Salmonidae. Gene Ontology annotation, molecular function: RNA polymerase II transcription regulatory region sequence-specific DNA binding; DNA-binding transcription factor activity, RNA polymerase II-specific. Gene Ontology annotation, biological process: regulation of transcription by RNA polymerase II. The record is from RefSeq and is a predicted model, not a curated record.
UCGCGGACUGCCAAGUUUAUUAUAAACACUGCGCGAGCUGGCCGGUGCGCUGUCAUACGGAGCGCAAAGCGAGGUGGUCAGGCAGGGAGCGAGAGAGAAGCUGAUGUGGAUGGAAGAGGCCGCUACUGAUACUGAGAGAGAAAAGAAAUAAAGAGAUUUCAGGAAUAUUGCUGUCAAGGAAGAGAGAAACACGUGAAGAAAUAAAUAUAUAGUCAAAGAACACCCUGCUUUGACUGAAAACAAGAAAACCAAAUUGGAGAGAGGGACCGCUAACUCGGGGACCUAAAGCUGGUCCUAGGCGAAAUUAGAAAAACUGAACUCAUUCUGUGGUGUUUUUCCAGCUUCAACUUUUUAAAUCCUCUCGAAUCCUGAGAAGUACAUUUCAUCAAGCGCUCGCCCAGAGUUGUCGUUCUCGCGUCUCCAUGUAUAAAAUGGAUUACUCCUACCUGAACUCAUAUGACUCGUGCAUGGCGGCCAUGGAGGCAUCGGCCUACGCGGACUUCAGCUCCUGCAGCCAGGCCAGCUCGUUCCAGUACAACCCGAUCCGGACCGGGUUCGGUGCCAACCCGGGCUGCGCGCCCCUCAGCACCGCGAACUGCACACUGGGGUCCCUGCGCGAGCACCAGCCCACACCCUAUUCCACAGUUCCAUAUAAGUUCUUCUCGGACCCUUCCGGUUUGAACGAGAAGCGGAAGCAGCGGCGCAUAAGGACUACCUUCACGAGCUCACAGCUGAAGGAGCUGGAGCGCGUGUUCGCAGAGACCCACUACCCCGACAUCUACACGCGCGAGGAGCUUGCACUCAAGAUCGACCUUACUGAGGCGCGGGUACAGGUAUGGUUCCAGAACCGGCGGGCUAAGUUCCGUAAGGUGGAGCGUGCGGCCAACUCUAAAUCUGGUAACGGGACCGGGGGCCCAGGAGGGAACAAUGGCUGUACCGGGGGUAAAAAGGGCGAGCCCAGAUCUUCCUCGGAUGACGACGAAUCAAAAGAGUCCACCUGCAGUCCCACCCCUGACAGCACCGCCUCGCUGCCCGGCUCAGCCAAUGGGAACAUGGGUAGCCCCGCCAGCCUCAGCCCCAGCCCCGCCCCUGCUAACAGUGGCUACGCUAACACCUCCAGCUCCCCCAUUCUGCAGGGGCUCAAACCCCCUGGCUGGCCCAGCCUAGGCCCCACUAACCCAGGAAUGGCCCAACCCACAGCCCAUGCUCCAGAGCUGCUGAAGGCGUGGCAGCCAGCAGACAGUAUGACAGGGCCUUUCGCUGGCGUGCUCUCCUCCUUCCACCGGAAACCCAAUGCUCUCAAGACUAACCUGUACUAGAGACAAUGAACAGAGAUCUCUAGUAUAACUACUGUAUAUCUAUACAGACUAUCUGUACUAGAGACAAUGAACAGAGAUGUCUAGUAUAACUACUGUAUAUCUAUACAGACUAUCUGUACUAGAGACAAUGAACAGAGAUCUCUAGUAUAACUACUGUAUAUCUAUACAGACUAUCUGUACUAGAGACAAUGAACAGAGAUCUCUAGUAUAACUACUGUAUAUCUAUACAGACUAUCUGUACUAGAGACAAUGAACAGAGAUCUCUAGUAUAACUACUGUAUAUCUAUACAGAAUAUCUGUACUAGAGACAAUGAACAGAGAUCUCUAGUAUAACUACUGUAUAUCUAUACAGAAUAUCUGUACUAGAGACAAUGAACAGAGAUCUCUAGUAUAACUACUGUAUAUCUAUACAGAAUAUCUGUACUAGAGACAAUGAACAGAGAUCUCUAGUAUAACUACUGUAUAUCUAUACAGACUAUCUGUACUAGAGACAAUGAACAGAGAUCUCUAGUAUAACUACUGUAUAUCUAUACAGAAUAUCUGUACUAGAGACAAUGAACAGAGAUGUCUAGUAUAACUACUGUAUAUCUAUACAGACUAUCUGUACUAGAGACAAUGAACAGAGAUCUCUAGUAUAACUACUGUAUAUCUAUACAGACUAUCUGUACUAGAGACAAUGAACAGAGAUCUCUAGUAUAACUACUGUAUAUCUAUAUUCUCCUUCCCCCUCUAUCUACUGCCCCCCUGGAGCAGGACUACCCCUUUCAUUUAUUACCCCCAUCACUCCAUGUGGCAGUUGUAGUUUGUGAAUGUGUGAGUGUUUAUGUUGAAGUGUGUGUAACAUGCAUCUCGUACGGGGAGUGUGUGUGUGUGUUUCUGUAUGUGUGUGUGUGUGUGUAUGUGUGUGUAUGUGUGUGUGUGUGUGUGUCAGAUGUUCUGUAUGUUCUCACUCCAACAAAGCUACACAUACUCCCCCCCAACACACACACUAUACACAGUACGAAAGGCCUUAGCAGACAUUGUGGUGCACUUAGUAACACUAGCUCCUAGCCCCUGUACCCCCUGAUUAGUAUGUGAAUAUGGCAGGGUGAAGGUAAACAGUCAGUCUCCCUGGGGAGACUCAGGGGACAAAACCCAAACUGUUACCAGCAAGCACAACUUCCUUUAUAUCCCUGGCAGAGAGAGGGGACCCCCAAAUCCAAUUAUCCCCCUGAAGGCCAGACCAGACCCCCGCUCACAUCCUCACUACACCCCACGCCAGUGUACCCCGACACAACUCCUACUGUCAGACAACCCCCCGCCACCCCGAUCCCCGUUUCCCUGACUACCAGCUCAAACAUCUCACAUAUACGUAUUCCUUUACCCUUCACAUAGCAACGCUCCCUCCCUGACUGACUGGCUGGCUGGCUGGCUGGCUGACUAGCUGGCUGAUUGGCUGGCUGGCUGACUAGCUGACUGACUAGCUGGCUGACUGGCUGGCUGACUAGCUGACUGACUA